AUGGGCGCCUCCCGGCUCUACACCUUGGUGCUGGUGCUGCAGCCUCAGCGCGUGCUGCUGGGCAUGAAGAAGCGGGGCUUCGGGGCCGGCCGCUGGAACGGCUUCGGGGGCAAAGUGCACGAGGGAGAGACCAUCGAGGACGGGGCCAAGAGGGAGCUGCAGGAGGAGUGUGGGGUCACUGUGGACGCGCUGCACAAGGCGGGCCACAUCACGUUCGAGUUCGUGGGGGAGCCCGAGCUGAUGGACGUGCACAUCUUCUGCACGGACAGCGUGCAGGGGACGCCCACGGAGAGCGAGGAAAUGCGGCCUCAGUGGUUCCCCCUGGACCAGAUCCCCUUCGCCCACAUGUGGCCGGAUGACAGCUACUGGUUCCCCCUCCUGCUCCAGAAGAGGAAGUUCCAGGGCUACUUCAAGUUCCAGGGCCACGACACCAUCCUGGACUACAGGCUGCGCGAGGUGGACACGGUGUAG
Molecule: messenger RNA, 471 nt
Organism: Pipistrellus nathusii (Nathusius's pipistrelle)
Lineage: Eukaryota; Metazoa; Chordata; Mammalia; Chiroptera; Vespertilionidae
Source: the annotation of a GenBank genome assembly